Centropristis striata (black sea bass) is the source of this 2421-nucleotide messenger RNA. RefSeq names its product plastin-2. The coding region runs from base 324 to 2186 and encodes 620 amino acids. Gene Ontology annotation, cellular component: actin filament bundle; cytoplasm; actin filament. The record is from RefSeq and is a predicted model, not a curated record. Gene Ontology annotation, molecular function: actin filament binding; calcium ion binding. NCBI's taxonomy places the organism in Eukaryota, Metazoa, Chordata, Actinopteri, Perciformes, Serranidae. Gene Ontology annotation, biological process: actin filament bundle assembly; actin filament network formation. The transcript is spliced from 16 exons.
CUGACCCUGCAGGUCCUGCAGGUCCUGGAGGUCCUGGCGGAGCUGAGAGAAGGUGGAUCUGGUCCCUGUGUGCUCUGGGUCACCUUGCCUGGCAGCCAGCGUUGCAUUGCCAUAUAAAGACAAAACGUCUUUGAUUCCUGUUUCUGCAGAGUUGCGUGUCACUUCCUUCCUCGUAGAUUUGAAUAGAUCGUGGUGGCCCUGCGCUCGGUGGCGACUGGCUCACGAGCAGCAAGCAGAGCAGCACGGAGCAGCCGAGACACACGACCAUCAUCAGCCUCCUCACGCCGACAGCAGCAGCAGCAGCCUCAGUUUCAGGUUCCAGCAUGGCCGCCCCGAUACAGAUCUCCCCGGAGGAGGAGGAGGAGCUGAGGGAGGCCUUCGCCAAGAUCGACGUGGACAAUAACGGCUUCAUCAGUAAGGACGAGCUCACCGAGCUGUUCAGAGCCGCCAACCUGGCUCUACCGGGUUACCGCAUCCGAGAGAUCGUACAGGAGCUGACCAAGACCAGCGACCAGCUCACCUUUGCCGAGUUCACGCAGAUGGUCCAGGGCCUGAAGAGCUCUGAGGUGGCGAAGACCUUCAGGAAGGCCAUCAACAAGAAGGAGGGACUCUGCAGCAUUGCUGGGACAUCGGAGCAGUCGGGCACACAGCACUCCUACUCCGAGGAAGAGAAGGUUGCGUUUGUUAACUGGAUCAACAAAGCUCUGGAGAAGGACGGAGACUGUAAACACGUGCUGCCCAUGGACCCCAACACCGACGACCUGUUCACUGCCAUGGGGGACGGCAUCGUGCUCUGUAAGAUGAUCAACCUGUCCGUCCCUGACACCAUCGACGAGAGGACCAUCAACAAGAAGAAGCUCACGCCCUUCACCAUCCAGGAGAACCUGAACUUGGCUCUGAACUCAUCCUCGGCCAUUGGCUGCCACGUGGUGAACAUCGGAGCGGAGGACCUGAAGGAGGGCCGCCAGCACCUGGUCCUGGGUCUGCUGUGGCAGGUCAUCAAGAUCGGACUGUUCGCCGACAUCGAGCUCAGCAGGAACGAAGCUCUCGUGGCUCUGCUCAGGGACGGGGAGAGUCUCGAGGACCUGAUGAAACUCUCUCCUGAGGAGCUGCUGCUGCGCUGGGCCAACUAUCACCUGGAGGAGGCCGGAGCAGGCAAGAUCAACAACUUCAGCUCCGACAUCAAGGACUCUAAAGCGUACUUCAACCUGCUGAACCAAGUAGCUCCUAAAGGGGACGAGGACGGCGUCCCGGCCAUCACCAUCGACAUGACGGGAAUCAGAGAGAAGGACGAUCUGCAGCGAGCAGAGUGCAUGCUGGACCAGGCGGAGCGGCUCGGCUGCAGACAGUUCGUCAUGCCUACGGACGUGGUUCGAGGAAACCCCAAACUCAACUUGGCGUUCAUUGCCAACCUGUUCAACAAAUACCCUGCGCUGAAGAAACCCGAGAACCAGGACAUCGACUGGAGCUCCAUCGAGGGUGAGACGAGAGAAGAACGAACCUUCAGGAACUGGAUGAACUCGCUGGGAGUCAACCCUCGAGUCAACCACCUCUACGCGGACAUUGAGGACGCUCUGGUGAUCUUCCAGCUGUAUGAGAAGAUAAAGGUCCCGGUGGACUGGGACAAAGUCAACAAGCCUCCAUACUCCAAACUGGGCAGCAACAUGAAGAAGCUGGAGAACUGUAACUACGCUGUGGAGCUGGGGAAGAAGGAGGCCAAGUUCUCUCUGGUGGGGAUCGCAGGCCAGGACCUGAAUGCCGGGAACCGCAAGCUGACGCUGGCUCUGCUGUGGCAGCUCAUGAGGAGGUACACUCUGAACAUCCUGGAGGAUCUCGGAGACGGGCAGAAAGUGAUCGACGACACCAUCGUGGCCUGGGUCAACGGCACGCUCACAGAGGCCGGGAAGGCCACCAUCUCCAGCUUCAAGGAUGGCUCCAUCAGCAGCAGCAUGCCGGUCCUGGACCUGAUUGACGCCAUCCAGCCCGGAUCCAUCCGGUACGACCUGCUGAAGGCUGAAGACCUGACGGAGGAGGAGAAGCUCAACAAUGCAAAGUACGCCAUCUCCAUGGCGAGGAAGAUUGGCGCCCGGGUGUACGCGCUGCCGGAGGACCUGGUGGAGGUCAAACCCAAGAUGGUGAUGACGGUGUUCGCCUGCCUGAUGGCUCGCGGCAUGAAGAGAGCGUGAAUGCCCAGAAACACUGUGGUUGUUUAACGGGUUCAGAGCUGAUGAGCUACUGCUGUCUGUUACAUUUAAACAUCUUCUGGAUCAUUGAGCUCUUUCUGUUACAAUAUUUCUACCAGUUAUUGAGUGUGACUCCGGUCUCACCUGCUCAGGUGUUCUUACUUGAUUAGAAACGUGUUCAAAUCACAAACUUUCUGCCAAACCUACGAAACAAAUAAACAGAUUUUUUGUAUUAAAA